Molecule: messenger RNA, 4474 nt
Organism: Myripristis murdjan (pinecone soldierfish)
Lineage: Eukaryota; Metazoa; Chordata; Actinopteri; Holocentriformes; Holocentridae
Product: nuclear receptor ROR-beta-like
Exons: 10
Coding region: 445-1962 (505 amino acids)
Biological process (GO): regulation of transcription by RNA polymerase II
Cellular component (GO): nucleus
Molecular function (GO): zinc ion binding; RNA polymerase II cis-regulatory region sequence-specific DNA binding; nuclear receptor activity
Source: RefSeq, a predicted model, not a curated record
CCACGCUUGGAGAAAGUAGGUUAGCAGGGUAGACUGAGAGGAAAGCAGGCGGAGAGUCACAGCAGCAGAGGGAGGGGGGGCUCAAGCACUGGGAGUCCUGCAAGCCAAGCUCAACCACCGUGGGACUUUUCUGUCAAAAAGUUCGCCGAAAUACAGCCGCUAGUGCGUCGAGACAAUAACAUGCAAGCCAAAGCGACUUUCUUUACUCUUACUUUUCCAACGCCGGACUUGGUCGAGCGAUAAGGGGGAAAGAGUUUCGGGUAGUUUUUUUCCUCCUCUGUUGUUGGCCGUGUUUACCGAAAGCUGUCUGCCACUGGAGCGAAGUUUAUAUUUAGAGAGCCAGUUCGCUCUGGCUCUGCUGUGUUGCUCUGACUAUUCUGACAUCCAUUUGAACCACAUGUAGUCGUGUUUUCGGCAUCCGCGCAAGAAAAACAAGACAUCAAAAUGAGAGCUCAGAUCGAGGUCAUCCCCUGUAAGAUCUGCGGGGACAAGUCCUCAGGAAUCCAUUAUGGAGUCAUCACUUGUGAAGGCUGCAAGGGUUUCUUCCGUCGCAGCCAGCAGAACAAUGCCAUGUACUCCUGUUCCCGUCAGAGGAAUUGCCUUAUCGACCGGACCAACCGUAACCGCUGUCAGCACUGCCGUUUACAGAAGUGUCUGGCUUUGGGCAUGAGCAGAGAUGCGGUGAAGUUUGGCCGUAUGUCAAAGAAGCAGCGGGACAGCCUGUACGCCGAGGUGCAGAAGCACCAGAAGUCCCAGGAGUGUGUGGGCUCCGGAGGCGGUGGCUCUGCCGGCCUGUCCUUACCCAGGGAAGACGGUGUGUGUGGGGGCAGCGGAGAGGAUGGUGAAGGGGGACUCAGCCGCUCCUGCAGUAGCGGGGGCUCCAGCUCCACCCUCAGUGACCUGGAUGACAUUGCAGCGCUGCCCGACCUGUUUGACCUGCCGCUGACCCCCGAGGAGGCGAGCGAGUACUGCAGCCUGGAGCUGCUGGGUGGAGGUGGCGGGGCCAGCACCGGAAACACCUCCAACUCCUCAUCUUCCUCUUCCUCUUCCUCCUCAUCCAAUCAGAACUCCCCCCAGCAGACGAUACUAGAUGUGGCAGACAACAGUGGGAUCCAGCUCAUGCAUACACACUCUCACACACAUCAACUGCUGGCACACACACAUGAAGCGCUGCUGGAUCAUCUGCCUGAUGACUACUCCCUAACAGAGCUUGAGCGCAUCACUCAAAGCAUCGUCAAGUCCCACUUAGAGACGUGUCAGUACAGCGCUGAGGACAUGAAGAGAUUCACCUGGGUGCAGUACUCACCCGAGGAAACACGUGCUUUUCAAAACAAGUCUGCUGAGUGGAUGUGGCAGCAGUGUGCACACCAUAUUACCAACGCCAUUCAAUAUGUGGUGGAGUUUGCCAAACGCAUCGCUGGCUUCAUGGACCUGUGCCAGAAUGAUCAGAUUAUUUUGCUGAAAGCAGGCUGUCUGGAGGUCCUGCUGAUCCGUAUGUGCCGAGCUUUCAACGCCAGCAACAGCACCAUUUUCUUUGAUGGAAAAUUUGCUUCUGCUCAGUUCUUCAAGGCACUUGGUUGCGAUGACCUGGUCAGUGCAGUGUUUGACCUGGGCAAAGGCCUUUGCCGUCUACAGCUGUCUGAUGAAGAGAUGGCUCUGUUCAGCGCUGCUGUCCUUCUGUCCCCUGAUCGACCAUGGCUGACAGAAGGCCAAAAGGUUCAGAAGCUUCAAGAAAAAGUCUACCUGGCUCUGCAGCACAGUUUACAUAUGAGUGGCACCUCAGAUGAGAAAUUAGACAAGAUGGUGUCCAAGCUGCCCAUGAUGAAGUCUAUCUGUAACCUCCACAUUGAUAAACUGGAGUUUUUCCGCUUGGUCCACCCAGAGACCGCGUACAGCUUCCCUCCACUGUACCGAGAAGUGUUUGGCAGUGAGAUGUCUCUGCCUGACUCCACCAACAGCUAGACAGACACACACAAAAACAGACAGAGAGAGAAGGAGAGAGAGUGAGAAAGUGUGUGAAGAGGUAGGGAAGCAAAAGGAGAGACAGAGGAGAAUAUACAAUAGAUGUUGAAGCUCAACAACCAGCAGUUUUAAGAGACAAUCCAGGACAUGUAAUACUCAGUCUCCCAUGAUCCCAAACUUGUCCUCCACUUUCCCAGCAGGCAAAGCACCUUACACUACAGACCACACAUGCUCAUGGUCCUCUACUUUUGUAGCAUUAACAACAAGCGGAUGGGCAUUAUAAUAACACAGUGUCCCACAUAGCAUGAGACGGCUCCAAGCUCUAAUACUCGUUCGAGAUCCGAUCCACUGUGGAUCACCCAACCAGUCAUGAAUGUACCUCAGUCAUAAGCACCAGUGCACAAGCCACAACCCAUCAGCGAAUGUACAAACCUGCCGCUUCGGGACAGAGUUCUACACACAGAACGAAGUCCUCUUGAUCAACAGGUCUCAACAUGAAAACGGCUUUCUGCCAAUAUGUUUUCUCUGUAUUGAUUUUCUGUACUGAUGCGUCAGAGUACGGUACACAUACAUAUUCAUACAGACAAUAUCCUUGUAUUGACCAUCUCUAAGGGACCAAGAUCAUCUGUCAUUUCCUAUCAUAAAAAAAGGAAAUGCACAGGUAUGAUAUGGCUCACAACCUAGGCAGGCCUUUUGGCUCAGUUAAAAAAAAUGGUCUCACACAUACGCACACACACAUAGUUAGACAGUGUUUGGUGCUGCCUUUUGUAGGCUCUUAUAAUGCAAUGAGAAACCUCAGUCCCACACACCCCUUCCCUUGUAAAUGCCACUUAGAGACAGGAAAAGAUGAAAUUAUCUUUAAUUUAUAUACACGUUUAUAAACAAAUAUUUUAAAUAAGAAUGUAAAUAAAUGACUAUAUAUAUAUUAGUAUAUAGAGAGGUGGAAUGUGUGAGUGCAGUUGAGAAAGAAAGGGAGAGAAAAGCAGAUGGCGAGAGGGAGAGCGAGAGCGAGAGGGGAAAAAGAUGGAUACUUCAGGAAAGCAGAUUUUUGGACUCAGUCCUUUUCUGGACUAUUUUCCUCUUGACCAUACUCAGGUUUCCACGGCAACAACCCCUCUUGCCCUCAUAGAAACCCAACCGGGUGACAUGCAGUUGUGAUGCAAGCAACGGGGUGGACACUUGUUGCAGACAUGACACGGCAGGGGAGGCACUCUACCCACACAAAGGCUAAAAAAAAAAAAACAAACAAUAAAAAAAACUGCCUUUAUCUCACUUUCAAACUGAAAGCAUUCACUCUCAAAGACUCGGUGCUGUCGCAGCCGCCCCUGCCAAAAGAGAUACGACGACAAAGAGGACACUAAGGAGAAGAGACAGCAAGGCAAAAGACGAUUUCAUGAACUCUACGUAACAAGAGACUUGGGGAUGCACAGUGUCUCCCCACUUGUUUCUAACCAGCAGUUAAUAGGUGUAGUAUACUCAUCUUUUAUUCAUAAUGUUUCCGCUGGUUUCAGGAUGGGCCGCGGACGGUCCAUAUGUAUCAUAAACCCUCCUUGCUGGUUGGAGCAACUGUAUUAUUUUUGUACAUUUGUUGUUCCUCUCUCCUUCAGUCCUGAACCUGACACCUGCCCAAAAUACCAAGCACUUAUUCUUUCCUCUUAUCUCACUGGGCACUAGUUUAAGGCCAGACAGAGCUCCCAGCUGUCACCCUGAGUCAGGCCUCAGUGCCAGUAAGACGUAAACACUUUAUUCUCAAGUUAUUUAUUUUUGUUGUAUGCUUUCUACAAGUUUGCCCAUACCUCUCUGUUUUUCAUAUACAAACAUAACACAUUUUCUACAGGAUGAUAUUAGCAUUGAUACAAUAAUGUCUUACUUACUGUAAGUCCCAGAGCAGAUUUUGGGAAACUGCCUGCCGCUCAGGGAGACAGUUGUAAUCUCUGUCAGUGACCCUUUAGUACCAGUGUCGUCUUCUAGCCUUGUACUCCUCACACCUUUGCACCUAAGAUGAGACCCAUAACCAUAAUCACUGUGGACGUAAGUUCUAUUUUUGUGAAUGUUACUCACAAAGUGUCAAAACCCUCGCCCCUCCUCGUCCUAAUAUUGUAACAUGAAAUUUAUGAGAAAUAGGAGUUUUAAAAAAAAAAAAUCAUUUAAAUAGAGAGAAAGAUGAAUUUCAAUAUUGGAGUUUAAUGUUUCUUUUGCUGUGAGUUUCAUUUAUCUGUCAGUCUUUUAUCCACUUUUAUUUUCUUUUUGUGUCUCCACCUUUUGUCUUGUAAAGUAAGUGAUCUAUUUUUUUUAUUCAAGCAAGAUUAGGAAAAUUCCAAACAAAAAAAAAGCAAAAAAAAAAAAAAAAAGUUUGUUUCCCUUCUCUUUCCCUGUAUGACAAAAUGUACAAGAGGUAUAUUACUAGUCCAAGAGUAAUUGAGUCACACAGCUCGAUAUAUAUUGUUGUCCAAUGGGAUACAUUAUAUGUGGUUUUAAGAAUGUAAUAAAAUUAUUUCAUUUUCUUUUGAAA